Messenger RNA from Lodderomyces parapsilosis, 861 nucleotides. It is a transcript of the gene PEP12, whose product is annotated as SNAP receptor. Gene Ontology annotation, molecular function: SNARE binding; SNAP receptor activity. Gene Ontology annotation, biological process: Golgi to vacuole transport; intracellular protein transport; vesicle fusion. The record is from RefSeq and is a predicted model, not a curated record. The coding region runs from base 1 to 861 and encodes 286 amino acids. Lineage: Eukaryota; Fungi; Ascomycota; Pichiomycetes; Serinales; Debaryomycetaceae. The transcript has a single exon. Gene Ontology annotation, cellular component: membrane; endomembrane system; SNARE complex.
AUGUCAUUCAAUAGUCCAUUUGAUAACGAUAUCGAGAGAGUAGCAACAAACCAUUCGCACAAGUACAAAGACUAUCCAGAAUUUGAAGCACUUUCAACAAGUAUCGAUAAUCAAUUACAUUAUAUAAACCAUACACAACUAUCAUCUAUCAAACAACAACUAGCACAAUUUGAAAAAGAUCCCCUCGAUACAUCAAUAGCUGAGACAUUGAGUUCUAAUUUCAAAUCAACCACUGAAUCGUAUCGUAAAUUGAAUGACUUCGUUAAACGAUUAAACAAUACGAUAAAAUCUGUUGAAGAUGAUCAUGAAGAUGUUGAAAUUAUCAAUUAUUUAAAACAAAAGGAAAGUAUUCAAAUUAAAUUGAUUAGAGACAGUCUUGGGAAUUUCAAAAAUUAUCAACGUCGGUUUGAGUCUAAGCAAUCAAGCCAAUUGCCACCACCGGGUGGAGCAAAAGAGGGCAAUACCGGGGAUGAAGAGCAACAACAACUGCAACUGCAACUGCAACUGCAACUGCAACAACAACAGAUCCAAAUAACUUAUGAACCAGUCAAUGCCGAAGAAUUAGAACAACAAACACUCCUAAUCCAAGAACGAGAACGAGAGAUUCAUCAAAUUCAACAAGAUACACAAGAAAUCAACAACAUCUUUUCCAAUUUAUCAUCUAUAAUUAAUGAACAACAAUUUCAAGUGGAUAGUAUUGAAAACAAUAUAUUCACUUACAGCUCCAAUGCAAGACAAGCUUCGAAUGAAUUAAGAAGUGCUCAUCGAUAUCAAAAAAGAUCAAGUGGUACUUUGUUUUGUUGUUUAAUGAUUCUAAUGGGGGUUUUGGGGUUUAUAAUCUUGAUUGGGUUGAUAUUUUAG